Messenger RNA from Antechinus flavipes (yellow-footed antechinus), 9654 nucleotides. RefSeq names its product cilia and flagella associated protein 46 (gene CFAP46). Bases 304 to 9051 code for a protein of 2915 amino acids. The record is from RefSeq and is a predicted model, not a curated record. NCBI's taxonomy places the organism in Eukaryota, Metazoa, Chordata, Mammalia, Dasyuromorphia, Dasyuridae. Gene Ontology annotation, molecular function: protein binding. The transcript has 61 exons. Gene Ontology annotation, biological process: cilium movement involved in cell motility; axoneme assembly.
UGACUGCGAGCCUCAAGGACUGUAUCCAGGCUACAACGUGGGGCUGGAGCUGAGACUGCUGGGAAGCAGCGGGGCUCUCCCGACAUACUUUCGUCUUCAGGGAGGAAGGAGGUGACUAGGAAUAGGAGGUGGGCCUUCCGCAGACCCGCCCCGCCUCGCCCCGCCACGUUCCGUUGCCAGGACACGGAGGGACGCUGUCCGUUCUGCUGCUACUGCUGCUGCUACGGUUUGCGCCGGCUUCUUGGCACCAGGACCUUAUAAAACACCCCGGCUACUGCAUGCCCCUCACCUGCCCGCGAAGAAAUGGACCUGACCGUGAGGCAGCUCCUGUACGAUGCACAACAGCGUGGAGAUGUCGAGGCCCUGAAGAAAGCCUACCAGCUGAUCAAGGGGGCCAGCGAGGGCCAGUGCGCCCUGGACAGCUCCAAGAGUUUCAGCCUGGAGCUGGCCGUUCUGUGCGCCGAGCAGGCCCUGCAGAUGAAGCUCCCAGAGAUCACAGAGGACUGCGUGAAUCUGUACUUCAAGGGGAAGCCGCUGCCCAGCCAGUUCAGGGGCAGAGCCUACCUGUGUCAGGCCCAGCUGUACAACCCCGAAUCCAUGGAAAAGCUGGAUGAAUUUGAAAAGAGUGUGGCUCAGUACAUGAAAGCCAUCAAGUUUGGGAGUCAAGAUCCCAAGUACUAUUUUCUGGUCUAUAACGCCUCCGUCCUCUACUGGAAAAUGGCGAGGGCCUUCCUCAAGCCCAACCACCGAAAGUAUCUCAUCCCGAGCCUGGCCCAGAUCGUCACUGUGUUGGAGCAGAUCAAUGAGGAAGACAAGGACUGGCAAGCGGAGCUCAUGAUAGAGCUCUUGGAAUGUUAUUUGGAGGCCAAAAAAAUGGAGAACGCUGAGAAGUUCUGCACGAAGGCCGCCCCGUUCAUUAAGAUGAACGCCCCCCACAGAUACCAGCAAAUAUUUUCCAUCAUGGUGCAGCACAAACUCAUGGAAGUGGAGAAGAUCAGGGAAGAAAUGAAAGAUUCCCUCAGCUUGACCAUCCUGUUCAAAAUUAACACAUUAAAAUCGCUGAUGAGAGAGAAGUUGCCCUCUAUGGACACCGACAAGUACCUGAAGGAAGCCUAUGAACUCCUUAAGCAGUUCCAGAAACAAGAUUCGGCCCAGGAUGAGAAGCCGCGGCCUCAUUCCCAGGCGAAGUCCCUUCAGAAGAAAUGCCUGUCCCCCAAGGCUGAGCAUUUCCGGCGGGGAGCCCCCGGGCCCCUCCAAGAGUGCGUCACCUCCCACCCGCCGCCUCCCGCCGCCCGCUCCGGUCCCCAGGACUCCACAGGCGGAACCUCCUGGAGGCAGCGAAGCCUGCAGGGCCUCCGGCCUCCCAGGCGGCUGAAGCCCCUCAGCGAGGCCUGCUUCCCUCGGGGCGGGAGAUGGGCGUGGGGAAAGGAGGAGCUGCCCCACAGUGGGUGGUUCCUAGGGCUGGCCCCGCCUCUUCAGGGCCCCGCCCCAGGUCCUGGCUCCCACAGCAGAUUUAGAGAGAAUUCCCCUGGGAGUCCCUCACCCUCCGGGCACGCGAUGUCCGUCCCCGAGGCGCACGCUGCCCGGCCCCCUGAGCCCUACCUCUUCCCCCCUCCUUCCCGCCCCCUCCCCGCACUCAUGCUCGUCUUCCUGCUCCCCCCGCUCCCGCGCAAGAUCCGCGAUGCUCGCCCCCCCCCUUGCCCGCCCCUCCCCAGCGCCCGGUGCCCGCCCGCUGCCACGUUCACCCGUCUCCGUUGUCCCACUCCGGGAGCACCGUGCCCGCCCCUCCCCAGCGCCCGGUCUUCUUUCUCCUUUGCCCCCAGGAUCCUGUUGCUCCUAGAACUGGUCCGUCUGGCCUUGAACCUGAAAUGCGUGGAAAUCGCCAGCAACUGCAUCGAGGACCUGAAAGCUGUGAAGCUGAUGGAUCUGGGGAAACUGGUGGAGCUGGAGUGCGUGGAGUACCAGCUGGAAAUCCUCAGGAUCGACAGGAAGGUCAAGGCCUACACGCGCAGUGCUGUGGAGACCCAGCUGAACGUGAUCAAGCGGCUGAGCUCGGCCUUGCUCCGGGCCAACCGGCUGAAGAACCCCAGCGUGAUCCAGGUGGUGUGCGCCACCCAGUGGAACAUCUGCCUGCCCCUGCUGCAGCACAACCUGCGCGGCCACCUGCUCGGGCCCCUGAUCCAGGUGGCCGAGAUGUUGGAGAAGAUCGACAGCCUCAUGACCCUGAUGCGCUGCCAAGUCCACAUGGAGAUCGCCCACAUCGAGGAGGACGAGGACCGGCUGGAGGUGGCCAUGGAGCACCUGCAGAAAGCCAUGAGCCUCGACUACCUGGGCGAGUACCAGGAGCACCUCAAGAUCGCCUACAACCGCCUGCGCCUGCGCGCCAUGCUGUACGAGGUGCCCAAGCGCAUGGAGGACAAGGCCAUCAUGGCCAUUGAGCAGGCGAAAAAAGCAAAACCCAAGGACAGCGUCCGGAAAAAGCGCGCCCUGCUGGUGACCGUGGGGAUCGCCAUGGCGCCCGACGCUUUUCAGAUUGUCCUGGAUGGCGAGAACGAAGCCAAAGUGUCGGCCGGGAAGAGCAGGAGGCAGAUCAGCUUCCUCUGCGCCAAGGCCCGUCACCACACGACCAGCAUAGACAAAGCCGAGGGCCACCUGAAGAGGCUGAAGCACAACAACCGGGAGGAGAGGAUCCACAUCUGGGCGGACCUGGCCAAGGUGGCGCGCAAGCAGGGCGUGUGGGACGUGUGCCGGACGGCCUGCCGCUUCUGCCUGCUCUACGACGGCUUGAUCAAGAAGAUGUCCAAGGUCAGGAAAGUAGGGGGAAAGAAGAAGAAGGGGGCGGCCGAGGCCUCCCUGGAGCUGCCGAGCUCCUCGGAGCUGACGCUGGGCUCCAAGAUGCCCCUGGAAGUCCAGCGCACCUUCGCCGAAGUGGGCUUCAUCAACGCCGAGGCCAUCAUCCACUUCCUUCAGUCCGAGGGCAUCGCGCUGAACGACCGGCCCGUGCCCCCGGAGACCUCGGUGCAGCACCACACUGGCACCGUCGUGGUCCCCCCGGAGGAGGAUGCCGAGUGGCUCACCUACAGCUCCUGGAUCGAGAACCUGUCCCAGUACGUGACCAGGAACUGGCUGCGCUCGGCCGAGAUCGGCCAGGAGAUCAACGAGGCCUGGCUGGUCCACAACACGGCGGUCUACGCGCUCAACCACAACCAGCACCUGAUCCUGGCCGGGCGGCAGCGCGAGCUGGUGGAGCUGCUGCAGAGCCUGCUGAACACCCUCAAGGUCACCGGCCACAAUGGGGACACAGUCAUGCUCGUGCAGCUGUGCAACGCCCUGGCUCGGGGACUCAUCCUCUUCUGGAUCCCCUCGCACACGUCGGAAAAGGGGCGCCACUUUCUGAAGACGACGCAGACUCACAUCAACCCCCUGGAGACGGGCGCCAUCGCCGAAGUUAAAGCGGCCAUUGAGGUUUGUGACUUUGCUCUCACGCUGACCAACGGAAAUUUGCCUCAAGAGAUAGUGCCCAUCAGCAUCCGGCAGCAGCUCCUCGCCACCUGGGUGAAGGCCAAGCAGCUGAUUCAGCAGCAGAUUGGCGGCAAGCUGGGCAUGGAUGAUGAGAGCACAAAUGAAAGCCAGGCGCAGAUGGCCAAAGUGCUGGUUGCCUUAGAGAUGUACUCCUGCAACGGACUGGGUCUCAUGGACUUCAACCUGCCGCCCUUAGCCCAGGUGGUGAAGAUGGCCUCCGAGUGCAUAUGGACAGACACCUUCGUGGAGAUCCAGAGCCUGGUCCGGCUGGCACAUUUUGCUUAUAUGCUGCACGACCAUGGGAUCGUGAUGGCCUUGGCCAAGAUGGUCCUGAGCAAGGACGACAGAUCCUUCGAUAACCUGCGGGACGUCAAGUUCCUAGAUCAAAAUGAACACUUGCAUCAGGCGGAGUUAAUGAGUGCUCUGUUGUGUACCCAAGGGAAAAGUAUCAUGGAGAACUUGGCGGGAAGGAAGCAACUGCGGCACCAGGCGGCCAAGGCCUUUCUGAGCAGCAUCAGGUAUGCAGGCUUGGCAGGGAACCUCAGCUUGGCGAUGCAAUCAACCCGCCACUACUGGAACACCUGCUUCCCGUUCUUCAGCUCCCCCUUUUGGCGGAAGAAGCUAAAACAGUCCAUCCAGAUGAUCAUCAAAACCAUCAACAAGACGGAAAACCAAAGUCAGGAUAAGGAGAGGAACAUGAUUCUGCACCAGUGGCCCAGCAUGGACCUGCAGUACAGCGGCAGCACCGAAGGUCACUUCCAAGCAGGAGCUGAGGAUGACAUCACCCUGAAAACGGCCCUGUAUGGACUUCUGUUCCACAUGCACGCUGACAAGAAUGAUCUGCAGGGGGGCCUCCGGACCCUGGAGGAAGCCAUCAAGGUGUUGCCUCGCACUGGCCAUCGGCUUCUGAUUUUCAAACACAUGGUGAUGGUGAAGGCCAAACUGGGCCAGAACUUCUCGAUGGAGAUCCAGAAGUUCAAGGACGCCAGCGAGGACUACUUGUCGCACAUGUGGCGCCUCCUGGCCUUCAGCUCCAAGGAUCUCUCGGGGAGUCUCCACUGCUACUACAAUGCCAUCCAUGCGCUGCAGAAACCUGAGAACACCUGGACAAAGAUUGAUUAUCUGAUAGAAUUCUCUGAGUGGCUGUAUCACAAUCAGUUUCCCAUCGAAAAUAUCUUGUCCCACCUGGACUGGGCCAUCGCCCUCUUACUCACCAUGAAGACACAGAGCAGUUCUCCCGAGGAGAUGGCCAUUUCUCCAACUCUAAUGGAGGAAGCCGGUGAGGAGGAGAUUGGUGAUGUUCUUGAAAAAAACUCCUUAAAACCAGAGGGGCAUGUGGAAGAGUCUCCUGAGGUAGCUCAAAAGGUGACCUUCGAGACCUUAACCAAUGUGAGGCAGCUGGAGACGCUGGCUUACGUCCACACGCUCCAGGCGGUAAUAUCGGGGCCCGGGUCUCCCCUGUGUGAGGAGAAUUGUCUGAUGGCCUACAGGUACAUCAUGCGCAUUUGGGAGGUCUCCUUAGGAACAGUGGCUAAUAUCCUUCUAAGCUUCCAACAAAAUCCAGAGGACGCAGACCGUUCCCUAUCCCUCAAAAAGGAAAAAGAGAAGAAGGAGAAGGGGGGAGAGGAAAAGCAGAAAAAGAAGAAGAAGGAGAAGGGCAAAGAGAAAGAGAAAGGCAAGGAGGAGAAGAAGGAGAAAGCCAAGGAGGAGAAGAAGGAGAAAGGCAAGGAGGAGAAGAAGGAGAAAGGCAAGGAGGAGAAGAAGGAGAAAGGCAAGGAGAAGAAGAAGAAAAAAGGCAAAGACAAGGACAAAGACAAGCAAAAGGAGAAAAAAGACAAAGAGCUGACGGCGAUCCAGUUGUUGAUGGCCAGCAAGCCAAUUGACUCUUUGCCAGCCAGUGUGGAGGAGUGGGCUUUCUACACUUGCCACCCUGAUGUCACUGCCCUCUUUAACCAGGAUGCCAAUGAUUCCACCAUUAAUGAAAACACUAUCGUGAAGCCUAAUUUCAGCCUGUACUACCUGGACCUAUUGGUGAAGACAAUGAACUCGAUUCAUCUCAUCCACCUCACACUUCCCAUCCUCCAGUUUGCUGUGUUGAUUUGUAACCUAAUUAUAGAGAGCAAAACAGUCUCUGACCUCUACCACCUCAGGCUGGCUCUGGCCUGCUCUGAGUUGCGGCUGAUAGAAGCAGCAGCCUUCCACGAAGGAAUUGUGGGAGGGGUCUACAUCGACGAGCUGGAGCAGGCCAGGUGUAGAAACGAAGUUCGAGCUAGGAACCAGAAGAAGAGUGAGUUUCUGAAAGAAGUGGCCACCGAAGAGAGAGGCUCGGUGGAGCAGGGCCCGCCCGAACCUGUGGUUCUGGAAGCCAGGGAUAAGGUUUUGGAGCUCGAUGAACAGACGGGGAAAGGUCUCCACGACAUUUCCUUCCCAUAUCUGUGGAUGUACAAGGCCGAAGUGCUGCUUGAAAUGGACUCUUACCAGCCAACGUGGCUGCUCCUUGCAGAAGCUCAGGGGGCCUUCCGGGAACUUGGGGAUGAGUGUGCAGAGGCAAAGUGUCUAUAUCUUCUAGCUGAACUGGCAAAGAAAGAAUUAAAAUAUGAACAGGCCAAGAAAAUGAUUGAGAGGGCUCAGAAGCUGAAGGGAAAUGAAGAAUUCUGGUACCACUCCACAGUAGUACUCAUCGAUACGCUCUUAACACAAGAAGGAGGAAGGGAACCUGUGAUUCCUAACAUUAUCCAGAAGACAAUUGAUGUUUUCCUGUCCCUGAUCCAAGACAGACCCAACAGGAAGUCCAUCCUGAACUUCUUAGCCAUGUGUCUGGAAGCCAGGGCUACACAAGUUCAGCUGAACAUUGUCUUAGAGUCAGCUGGAGACAAUCCUUUGGACUUUUCCUACUUGCUGCAGACUAUCAAUAAGAGGCUGAUAAAAAUUGAGACAAAGUUUCUUGAAGGUGGUUAUAAGGACCACUGUGUAGAUCUAAUCCUCCUAUCUGCCAAGAUCAAGGGGGUACUUGCUAGCUCUGAAACUGAUGAAAAAAAAAAGAUUUGCUAUUAUUUAGAAGCCUAUAACUUGACCCAGAAAGCUAUUAUGUAUCUGGAAGAAAUAUAUUAUAACAUUCAGUCUCUGCUGCCCCUUAGUGAGACCCAGAACAUCAGCAUUCCUCUGAUGAGGAAGCUCGCCCACCUCAAGUUAAAGCUGGCCGAAAUCUCAGUGGAGAUAAUGCAGUAUAAUCUGGAGAAAGCUCUGCAAGAAGAAAUGAAAAAAGGGACGUGGGAAAAAAUCCUGGCCGACUACUUGUUGGAUACCAACGACUUCACCAAGCUGGAAUGGGACUGGUUCUACCUGAAACGAACGGUGGCCCACAGAACUUUGGCCCAGUUGGAGAGCAUGCAGCACUUAUGCAUCGGAUGCAGCGCUCUUAAAGCAGAGCUCUUGUAUUUCGUUGGGAAAACGUUCCGUCUCUUGGCUCUUCAGACCGACCCUAUUCCUUUGUCUCAUUACUGGGAUGAAAACUUCUUGUUUGAUGCCAGAAUGACAGUCAUGGCACAGGUGGAGACAGACCCCGAGGAGAUUGAGACCAAACCAAAGUGGAGGCCGGACUUUGUGGGCACUCCCCAAAACGAAGACCAGAUCCAGAAGGCCAGAGAACUAAAGAAAAGGUUUGCGCUGGCCCAGAAAUUCCACUCCCAGGCGUCUGAGGUUCUGCUUCAGUGCCUGCAAGUCUGUCUUAGCAAAAACCAGAUCAGCACCGCAGCCAAAGCCAGCCUCGAGAUGACGGAGAGCAUCGGUGUCUUGGACCACGCUUCUGCCUGCCAGUUCCUGGCCCUUCACCAGAGCUGCCUGGCAUCCCUGGCCAUGAAAAAGCUCCUGCUCUCCAUUACCACCAACACCAGAAGCUCCCAGAUGGCCGCCCUGCUCCAGCUUCACGAAGGGCUGCAGCAGCAAGGGAAGUCGGGGACGGGCCUCUUCUUCCACGUGGAGCAGAAGCUGCAGCAGAUUUCCAAGGCCUGGCAGAACCUCGGUAUCACCGAGCAGCACUUUAACAUUCUCGGCGACCUCCCCCCGAGCUACCGGGUCAUCAUCCUCCAGCACUCUGCCGACAGGUCUGUCCUCUACGGCAUGGUGUACGAGAAGUCCAAGUUUGUUCCUGGAGCCAAGGGAAAACCCCUUCAAAUCGGCGGCCAGUGCAAGGUCCUCCGUAUCCAGAGGGACUCCUCCUUCAUCUCCCAAAUUCUGAGCUCCUUCAACCAAUUUAGGGAGGGCCUCGUUCUUGGCUCCCCUGAGGAAAUGUCGCUGGGAGUCCACAGAACUGUGAGCCCGGAGGAACAAAAGCUGGUCCAGGAUUUCAACAGCAUCAUCAAGUCCCUCGAAGAGUAUCUGCAUCCAGUCUGCGCGGCCGUCCACCACUGGGAUGUCAGAAUCCCAACUGAAGUGAUAAAGAAGACAAAAGAAAAGGAUCUGAAGUCUCCCUCAACAUCACAAGAGCCCCCCAGCCCUCAGGUGGAAGUGCCCGAGUACCUGAUCCUCAUCGCCGACCGGAUGCUCCUGGAGUUUCCCCUGGAAGCGAUCCCAGGCUGGGAAGAAGGGACCAUCGGCUCCGUGUCCCGGGACCUCUCUCUGCAGAUGCUGGCCAAUCGCCUCCACCUCCGCAAGGAAGAGACAGAAGUUACCAAGAAAGAGGGUAAAGGUGGCAAGACUAAAACUAAAAAGUACAGCAAGAGGACGAGCCGGCUCAUGCCAUCCAACUGCAUCCCUGUGGAAUCCAUCAAUUUAAAAUAUAUCGUGGACCCGUUUGAGGAAGCAAAAUCCAAAAUAGAGAACUUCACGCCCAUCUUCAAAGUGCACGAGAUCCUGGAGAAGUACCGAGACGCCUUCCCCGGCCGCUGGUCUGGGUUCCUGGGAAGGAAGAACUUUCCGAGCCAAGCAGACUGGGAGCAGAGCUUGAGCUCCUGCAGCGGGUUUUUCUUCUAUGGGAUGGAGAACUUGCUGUCUCACGUGCUUGUCGAUAGUCUGAUCACCAUGAACCUGCAAGAUUGCCAGAUAAUGUUCCUCCUGAACUUGAUGCACACGGCCUACAGCCUCCAGAGGCGGGCCAAGUUCGAUGAAAUCCAGAGGCCUUCCCAGCUCCUGCUGCACAAGCCCGUGGACACCAUCAUCCUGCUGAGUCUGGUGGGCGUCCGCUGCGUGCUGAGCAACCAGUGGCCCACCUUCCUGUUCUGCAACGCCCGGAGGGUGGACCUCCUGUGUGAGAGCAUGAUCAGGCUGGGGAAGUCGAUCGGGAAAGCCGUCUUCCACAUCAUGAAGGCCAACUUGCGUGAGCUGUCCAAAAAAGAUUAUAAGGUGGUCAUGACUUCCCUGACUUCUCAAGGAGGUGAAAAUCCCAAAAAAGAAGAAGAGCUUCCCAGAGUUUCUGCAGAAAAAGGCGUGGAGCGCGGCACCAUGACGCUCCCCAGCAUGCUCCUUUUUGUGCCACCACGGACAAAUUUCAACUUUGUGCUCUACGGACUUCCGAACCUCUUCAUCGUCUGAGCCCGCCUCGACGUCACGGCCAGAGGCCCAGGCCCGGUCUGCGGCUCCACGACGGCCUGGGAAAAGGGGUCCGCGUGCCCCCGGGCUAUGGGAUCCAGCUGUCCCAUCUUCACCUCUCCCUUCUUGGAACCAGCAGGGCCGGCCCCUUCCCUGAACCAGCUGCUUCUGCUUCCGCAAGCUGCCCACAGGGUCUGGCUCCGGUGCCAGCCUUUGGGGCUUCUGUCCCUUGCCCUCCCUGCUCAUGCAGCCAUUGAACCCCCAGUGUGGCCCUGGUGUGCUCCUGCUGUGGCCCCAGCUGCAAUGCUUAGCACGGGGGUCUGAGGAUUGAGGGGGCAGUCCCCUCAGGCCAGGGUGGGUGGGGUCAGGGUGAGGGAGGAGGGAGGGGUGCACAGUGAAGAUGCCCUUGAGGAAAGCAGAGGGCCUCGGGCUGGGAUCUCGGGGCACAGAGGGAAGGUGGCCGUCGUGUCCGAGCCUUUGCCAGACUGAGGCCCCCAGGCUUCUGUACACCUCCCCCCACUCUUGACAUUUUUCAUCUGGUCAAGUCAGGAAGAAAUCUGGGUUUUUGAGCACUCCAGAAAUAAAGGCCCGUUUUAGGUCAUCGAA